This is a messenger RNA of Aedes albopictus (Asian tiger mosquito), 951 nucleotides long. RefSeq lists its product as uncharacterized. Bases 175 to 879 code for a protein of 234 amino acids. The record is from RefSeq and is a predicted model, not a curated record. Gene Ontology annotation, molecular function: tRNA binding. NCBI's taxonomy places the organism in Eukaryota, Metazoa, Arthropoda, Insecta, Diptera, Culicidae. Gene Ontology annotation, biological process: tRNA wobble uridine modification. The transcript has 3 exons. Gene Ontology annotation, cellular component: nucleus; cytosol; elongator holoenzyme complex.
UUUUUGAACGUUCCCUUGGCUCCGUCUUCGGCGUUGUUCACUUGCUUGUUUUGUUUUUGAAGCUGUCAUCAUUCUCACGAUCGCAUGCAUGCGAUGGAUCUUUUGCCAAACAUUCUCAGUUUUUAUGGUUUUUAUAUUAGAUUUUAAAUUUGUAAUCCAUCUACAGCCCACAAAAUGCUUAGUAAUUAUCUAUUAAAUCAACAGAAAAUCCUGCUCAUCAAAGACCACAUCGGAAUCGAAAGCACCGCCUUCAAGGUAGUUAAAAAGUGGCUCUGCGACGGAAAAGGACCAGACGUUGUCCCGGAACCGGUGGAACUGCUCGACGAACAGGGUCCAUUUCUUUUUGCUCGCAUAUCCAAGCUUGCCCGUUCGAAAACUCCCCGAGAUCUUUUCCAAUUCGUGCAACGUUGCAAGCGAAACCCCUCGGUCCAGUACCUGUUCCUGUGGGCAACGGAGAAGAACAUCUCUGAAAGCUUUUUGGUGCCUUAUUUGGAACAUCAGAGCGAAUUGAUUGUUACCCUAGAGGACGAACGGCAUCUGACAAUUUUGGUGAAGAAAACGAGCGGUUCGAUCAGCAACAAACGGUACCAGUACCAACUGCAGGAGGGUUGUUUCUCCGUGAAGGAACUGAAGAAAACCGAUGUAGGGAAGACGGUUGCGGCAGCGGUUGACACGUCUUCGGUGGCCAGCGUCGAUCCGGCUUCGCUGGGAACUUUCAAAAUCGGCAAUCUGAAGAAGGAGGAACAGGAAGCGAAGGAAGCUCUAACGUUGCCAUUCGAAUUCUUCAAAACAACCCCCGAAGGCGGUCGAGUGUUGUACCACCCGGAUGCAGAUGACGAUCUGGACGAAGAAGACCCGGACGAUGAUUUACUGAUAUGAAUCAAGAGAACAAAAAACGUGAUUUGUUUUCGAAAAUACAUUCUUGUACAGUUUUUUUUAUUAACGAUUCGA